Molecule: messenger RNA, 1551 nt
Organism: Xenopus laevis (African clawed frog)
Lineage: Eukaryota; Metazoa; Chordata; Amphibia; Anura; Pipidae
Product: CD276 antigen homolog
Exons: 5
Coding region: 306-1097 (263 amino acids)
Source: RefSeq, a predicted model, not a curated record
CAGAUGGGCCAGUCCCUGAGGGACAGUAAUCAGCUCCGAGAGAGGCAGAAUCUGUUUCACUCUCACAGAACUGGGGGGCAGAACCAAGGAACGGACCUACUGAGCAUCAGACCCAGAGAGAACAGACUGAACCCAAGGAACAAGCUAAUUGGGGAACCCAGAGAGAGUGUCAGACCCAGAGGCAGAAAACUGUUGAGACUGUUGGAUCCUGAGCAACAGACUGAGAGAGUCCCGGCCAUAAGAAUAGACUGACCCAGAGGGAAGGGGACACUGGAAUCCAAAUCUCAGAUAGAUCCCAAGUCUCCAUGGUGAUGAUGAAGAUUGUGACUGCAGUUUGGCUGCUGGGGCUCAUUCUCUACCAGGCUGAGGGUGACUACGUGUUGCCCAAGCCCAGCUACACCGAGGUGAAAGUGCCGCGCUUCCAGAAUGCCACCCUCCCCUGUGAGUUCUCCUUCAUCGAGGGGACGCAGGACAUGAGCUUCAUCUGGCUCCGAGAGGACAUCAUUGAGGAGAUCGAGGUGGAGGAUGUCUAUGCCUACAUCCAGCAGACGUUUGAGUUCAAGGAGCCCCAGGUGGUCUACAGCUUCCAUGAUAACCACGCGGCGCUGGAGGACCAGAGUUACAAUUACCAGGAACGCGUCUCUGUGGAUAAAGAAGAGGUCAGCGAUGGGGUCCUGACCCUCUAUAUGCACCGGGUGGACUACCAGGAUGAGGGUCUCUAUACCUGCAGAGCCAUCGGCCCCCACGGCAAAGGGGAGAUUAAACUCAAAGUGCUCAUACAAGAGGAGGAGGAGCCGCCCGUUGUUAUGGCGACAGAAGACAACGUUACGGUGGCGCGUUGUUAUUCCGCAGGUUGGUACAAGGUGCCCAUAGUGACUUGGUACAACCGCAGGGAGGAAGAAAUAAGCGAGAACUCCACCAUCACGGUACUGGAGGAGAAGGAAGAUGGCAGUCACCGUAUCUCCUCCACGCUGAGCAGCGUCAAAAGCAACGAGAUUUACCACUGCCACAUCCGAGACGCAAAGAAAGCUCGGCGAGCCCGGACGGUGCACAGAAAGCUCAAAAAAGGGGCGAUGAGAGAAUACGGAGAAUUCUGAGAUCCCAAUGGGAAUUCUGAGAUCCUGGAGCUCAAAGGACAGAAAUAAUAAGGUCUCAGACCAAAUCAUAGCCGACCCCUGUGUUACUGUAUCUCCCAUCCUUCACAUAGACCACUUACCUACCCAUCAGCACCCUGGCAGAGAAUGAGUUAAUGUAAGGAAACAUUGGUACUAUCCGGGUUACAUAUAAGGGGUACGACCCCAUCACUUUCAGUUUUUCCCAAACAAUGACACUAUGUUUUGGUGGCUCUUCCCCUUCAUCAGGUGACACCUGUACCCCUUAUAAGUGAUCCAAUCAGUGUCGCUGUUUCCUUCUUAUGUCUCCUGUGCAGUUGGUCAUAUUCCUAUGAAUGGCCGAGCACGGAAUCAUGAAAUUGGAGUGCGCUAUAUAUAUAGUGAAUAAAGUAGCCCCUAUUGUAAAAUAUAAGGAUAUUACAAGUUACCAAGGAGUUUC